This is a messenger RNA of Fusarium oxysporum Fo47, 351 nucleotides long. RefSeq lists its product as uncharacterized. The record is from RefSeq and is a predicted model, not a curated record. Gene Ontology annotation, molecular function: ribonuclease III activity. Lineage: Eukaryota; Fungi; Ascomycota; Sordariomycetes; Hypocreales; Nectriaceae. The annotation marks the transcript as partial. The transcript is spliced from 2 exons. Gene Ontology annotation, biological process: RNA processing.
GGCAACAAGCCACUAGCGCAAGUUGGAGAUGCUCUCACUUGGCUUAUUACUCUUGACGAUUGUUUUCAUGAGAGAAAAACCACUGGGCAAAGCGAGAAGAUGUGCCAAAAAGAGCUUUCCAAUUGUGCUCUGCAAGACGUUCAGCAAAAUUGUCGCUUGACACCUCACAUUCAAACAUACCCGGCUCAACAGGGAAUAGUGUCCCGCAUAACCGGCGCUACUGCAGUCGAAGCACUGGUAGCAGCUGUGUGGUACGAUUCCAUAAAGAAUUACAAAGAUGUACAUCAGCUCUUGCACAGGCUUAGUAUCGAUAGUGAACUCUUGAAGUCCAAAACACACACGUUUGAUUAG